This is a messenger RNA of Aspergillus steynii IBT 23096, 1392 nucleotides long. RefSeq lists its product as uncharacterized. Gene Ontology annotation, molecular function: zinc ion binding. NCBI's taxonomy places the organism in Eukaryota, Fungi, Ascomycota, Eurotiomycetes, Eurotiales, Aspergillaceae. The record is from RefSeq and is a predicted model, not a curated record. The transcript has 2 exons. Bases 1 to 1392 code for a protein of 463 amino acids.
AUGUCCGCCCCUACCAGACAGUUUUGCAAGCUGUCCAUCGCCAGCGCCAUGUCACGACCGCGGUCCCAAAACCAGAGAGCACGACCUACGCAGAGCGACAACGACGAGAGCAGUGACAACAUGGAGGGCAGCAGCGAGGAAAGCGAGAUGGAGGCAGCAGACUCGGGUGAAUCGUUGACUGUGCAGGGGAAGUCGGGUAUCACGUACGACCUGGGCCGACUGGAUUCUGCGUCAGAGGCCAGAGCGCUGGUUGCAUUCUCGAGCCAGUUCGAGGUCAUUACUUGCUGCUUCGUGCAGACGGGGUAUGACUUUCAGCUGGCAGAGAAGUCUCGGGUUCAUCUAGGCCCGGAUGGCUAUACGUGUACCUGUUCGGCAUUCUCUGGCCGGCUUAACGUGGCCUGCCAACACAUCUUUUGGCUCCUCGAUCAAGUUUAUGCCUUCCUCCUCCCCCAACUCGUAUCCUCUGUGGUCCCUCUCGCAAGCGAUGGUCGUCUUCCGAAUUUUCCGCGCGUCGAGCAACUUCUCGACGGCAAACUCGAAACGGUUGCGGAUCAACUGGGCUGGCAGUAUGUUCGAUCCGAAGCAGUUGGUGGCAUGAGUCGUCCUCAGAAAGCUCGAGACCUUCUCUCUGCCUUCAGCAUGGGGGUCCUUCCGGAGGAUUUCCGCCUCGACCUGGUGGACGACACUGGGCUCUCGCGCACCCCUGAGCAGUGUGUCGUACAAGGGGACUUCGAAGCUACCCUGUUUCGUCUCACCGUGCACGACGAUGCGGUCUACUCCAGCCUCUGCAAAGCCAUGCCCUCGGGGGCCUGCGCGGCCAUCUACUUCGACAAAAUCCAGGAGCGGUCUCGCAAGCUGUUGGCCGACUUCGACCUCUUCUGCCAAACGGGGAAGCAACCAGACGACGGAGUGGACGUGAACGUCGCCAACGUUAUCCGGGAAUUACAGCACAAUGUGGAUCGAAUCCAGUGGAAUAUCACCGCACGAGCACCGCACGGCAUGGAAGGGGCUGCAAAGGCCCUGGUCACGUUGCUGGAGGACAUUUGCAAUCGCAACAAGGACGCCUUGGAUGGCAACCGAUGGGGACGGACCACAUUCCACGGCGAGGACGAGGAUGAGCGCAAUAUGUAUCAUCAGCUCAUCGGCACGACUGACGAAACCGGUCGGUGCUUUAUCCUCGAUACCCUCGAGCAUCUGCAGGGGUCUGAUCUUCACCAGUUCGGAGCCAAGCUGCAUGCGAUCCUGCAUAAGAACGAGGUGAAUCGAGCCCCGAGAGCGUUCAUUCUCAAGCUGAACACGCUGGUGCGUCGAGCCGAGUCCACUUCGACUGCCUCUGGACACAAACGUUCGGCUACCGGGGUGUCGGGAGGUAAUAGCAAGCGAAGCCGUUGA